Lobosporangium transversale is the source of this 3858-nucleotide messenger RNA. RefSeq lists its product as hypothetical. Gene Ontology annotation, biological process: regulation of ARF protein signal transduction. The transcript has 3 exons. The record is from RefSeq and is a predicted model, not a curated record. Gene Ontology annotation, molecular function: guanyl-nucleotide exchange factor activity. The coding region runs from base 1 to 3858 and encodes 1285 amino acids. NCBI's taxonomy places the organism in Eukaryota, Fungi, Mortierellomycota, Mortierellomycetes, Mortierellales, Mortierellaceae.
AUGAACAGACCCAACACGAAUGAGUAUUCGACCUCCUCCAUUACUGCUGUAUCCGCAUCUGCAACAUUAAUCAAGACACAGGGAUCAGGAGAAGACUCUAGCGCAAGCGUGGAUGGUUCUGGUCCUUCAUUUCAACAUCGUAGAAAGCGGAGCGAGAGCAUAGGUGGAAUUAAGAAUUUUGAUGACAGAGAUGCACCGCCUACACCUACCGUUCCUUCACCCAACAAUGCCUCAUCACCCAUUUCGCCUUUUGGAUCUCGAUCAACAGCCGUGCCUGAACUGCCUCCUUUCUCUACAUCUUCAUAUACUGAUGGCCGUAUUGGACCCUUGGAUACUCCACCUCCUUUGUCACCACUAAUGGGCCAAGAUUUAACAGAGGAUUUCUCAUCCUUCGCUGCUUCACAUGAUCAUCUACAUCGUGCAGAUCAAAAUGCUACGGUAGAAUCAUGGCUUAGAGCAACGAACAACAAUGUGGGUGCAGAACAUGAGCACGAAGAUGAAGAAGAAGAUGAAGAAGAAGAUGAAGAAGAAGAUGAAGAAGAAGAUGAAGAUAUGCCGAUUAGUAUCUCAAAUAGGCUCUCGAAACUCUAUGAAUCAGGGUCGAUGCAUCUGAACCAGUCUCAGACUUCGCUCUAUUACUCGACCAAAUCCAACUUAUCAGACCUUGAGGCACUUGAGAUGGCAUCUCGACGGGCUUCACUAGCACAAGACGCACUUGGAUAUAGUUUAGGAUUCUCUCCACACAACUCAAUCCGCUUUUCGCAAUACAGCCUUGGGAGUUUACAUUUAGCGCCGUUGCUACCAUUAGGAUCAUCGGCACCUGGGCCUUCGUCAGGGUUUUUGAAGGAUGACAAUCCAGCACCACGAAGACCUGUAUCCAUGUUUAUGCCCUUUGGUUCGAAUAGUGUGUUAGAUACGGACGAUAAAAAUUUGGUCGAUAUAAAGAUAUAUCGUUCUACAGAGCAGGAGGUCGAUCAUAAUGCGGAUGUAGAUGUUGAUGCGACUCCAACUAACCUUUCUGUCGCUGAUACAGCUUCAUCUUCAUCAACGUCACUACGCAUACCUGGGGGAGCGAGGGGGAUGCGUCCUAUGACGAUAUGCUUGGGUUCGGAAGAUGCCAACAAGAUUGCACCCUCUUCGGAUCUAUCCGCAUUCAUUACACCCGAUAUGUCUACUGAGAGUCAACGAGAGGCGGCAGUGGCGCAGGCGUUUGCUUACGCUGCGAGAUGCUAUGAAGAAGAUGAGACAUUUUUAAAGCGCGACGAAAUCGCAGAGUACCUCGGAAAACACAAACCCUUUCACCAACUUGUGCUUGCUCAUUACAUGGAUCACUUUGAUUUUACGGACCAACGGCUCGAUGUUGCUUUCCGAAAUUUGUGUCAUAAACUUAUCCUCAAGGCUGAAACCCAAGAAGUCGACCGUAUUUUGGAGGCAUUCGCACAGCGAUAUGUCGUUUGCAAUCCCAGGUCAUUACUUGGCGGUGCUGACAAUGCUAAAGACGUGGUUCACGCGAUUAUCUAUUCUGUCUUGUUGUUAAAUACAGACUUGCAUAUUGUUCAACAGUCAACUAAGAUGACGCGUUCUGCCUUCAUAAAAAACACACUGCAAACUAUUCAGCUGCAGUCUCAACAAUCCCUGGGUCGAGCAGAAGACACUAGCAGUACUCUGUCGGCCAGUGCCCCUAGCUUGGGACUGCCUCGAUCUGCAACAGGAGAGUCAGGUUCUGAUGGCACUCUAUAUCCGGGUCCGAAGAAAAAGACACCAAGUGUUAAGAGCUGGAAGAGCGGACAAAGUCACCAAAGUGGGUUCGCUCAAGUCUUCGGUGGCCAUCAACAGAAUCCUAGCAAUAGCAAGAUGGGAACAGAUGCAAAGGCCAAUGGGGGAUACGGGAAUGGUAAAUGGUGGUUUCAGGAGUUGGAAAGUCUGUUAAAAGAUAUUUACAACUCUGUGAAACAGAAUCAAAUCCUUUUGCCAACAUCGUCAACAGCUAUGGCAUCUUCUGGGUCGAAAUCAAACAUUACCAUUUCUUCACCGCCAAUCUCGCCAACUACCACAGGAGGUGGAUCAUCUGUUUUUUCAACCAAUCGAAUGAGUCGACUUAUUUUUUCAUCUUCAUCAUCCGGCUUGCUGCAACAAUCGCAAGACUUGAGUAGUGGGUUUGGUGUAGGGAUCUCUGGUAGACGAAGCUCUAUCAAUGCUCGAACGAGGCAACUGAGGAAUGAUGCAUUGCAGCGUUUAAACGCUCAGGCACAUGCUUCUGUAGAAAACGAUCAUCUCCUUGCUUCAAUUCCAUCUUCAACUCCGUCAAAUUCAAUUUCCCGUUUUAGUAUGAUGAGCUCAUUGAUGGUUCCUGACUUGACAGGGUGUAGUCUCAGUAGGGACCUUGACUCCAACAAACGUACAGGAGAAAACCAGAGUCAACAUAGUUCUAGCAGUCUACUAUCUACCCUGACCUCACAAACGAACACUUCGACCUCCAUGUCUCUGACUGCGUCCUCGGCAUCUCAGAAUAGCCUGACUUCGCUCCAUUCUCAGACCACAAGCAUGCUCUUCACAGGCCAAGAAGAUGGCUGCAAAAGAUUGCGAGAACAGUCGCAAGAUCAAGUACUAGAUCCAAAGAGGCUGCUGCAUGAACAACAUAUCCAGAGCAGGUACCGAAUAGAGGGUAUACUUUGGCGAAAGCAUCUGCUGGAACGCACGGAUAAAAAGGCCCAGCAUCGAGCCUGGCGCCAAUUGCUUGUGGUUGUCGAUCCGGAUCAAGGGACGCUCUCGAUGUUCCGCUCCGAUGGUAGCUUACCGAAGCCACCUCCACCAUCACAUGGACAUCACCAGCAAUCUCUGGAUUAUGACGCUGAUGUACCACUCUUUGAUGAAAUUCCGUUGCAGCACACCAUCACCAAUAUCCUUCCGCCUCCUGGGUACUCUACAUCGAGGCGACACGUCUUUGCAGUUCAGCUCCAUACUGGAGCUGUUUAUCUUUUCCAGACGAAAUCGCCUGCAGAGUGUGAGGCGUGGGCGAGAACAUGCAAUUAUUGGGCUGCCAGGACGAGUAAGGAACCGUUGGUUGGGGGUGUGGUCAAUAUGGAGUAUGGCUGGGGUAGAGUGUUGGAUGCUCAAGCCAGGGAGGAGGAACUAUCUCAGAGCCCUGUACCGAUGAGUAAAGGAUCUUUAAGCAGCAACAAUCUUAGCGAUAUCGAUUUCGAAGCUGGGCGAAGUAUGAGCUAUUUAAAUGGUCCUCCAAGCUCUACCGGUCCUGGUUCGAGUGGUCGGAGUCGAAGUGCCUCUAUUCGGUCAGGAACCCGUGGAUCUAUUUCUUCAGGUUCUGGAAUUACCAUGUCAGGAAUCAGUAUGGGAACUAAUGGAACCAAUUCCUCAUUAGGAGACAGCGUGGUGCUGUUUGAUUGGGCUGCUCCAAUGCCAACCAUGUCCGUGAGCACACUCAGCGAGGAGGAACAGAUGCAGGUAUUGCAGAAGUAUGUUGCAGGACUAGAAGCUGAGAUGGAGGAGCAUCAGGAAUAUCGUAUUCCUAUGUCCCGUUUGUUCCUACCAAAGACAGCCAACUUCACGAAGGCCUUCAAUAAUUGGGAACGACGAUCCCGAUAUCUACUCAAGGAGAUGGUCAAGUAUCAGAUCUACGUUGAAUGUCUGGAGCAGUCAAUUCAACUCCAAGAGCAACUUUUGUUGCAGAUGGAGAGGACACCACAGGGAGAACACCAGGACUUACUUGAUCAAACUCAAGGUCAUCUACUUGAAAGCCAAGAUCAUCAAGGUCCUCAAUAUCUUCAGAGACAUGUUAGAAUGGAGGAUGACCUAGAAGCAGAGUUGGCUCGUCUGGUCGUUCAUGAGAAUCUGUUGUAG